This is a messenger RNA of Cucurbita pepo subsp. pepo (vegetable marrow), 1447 nucleotides long. It is a transcript of the gene BCA5, whose product is annotated as beta carbonic anhydrase 5. Gene Ontology annotation, biological process: carbon utilization. The record is from RefSeq and is a predicted model, not a curated record. NCBI's taxonomy places the organism in Eukaryota, Viridiplantae, Streptophyta, Magnoliopsida, Cucurbitales, Cucurbitaceae. Gene Ontology annotation, molecular function: zinc ion binding; carbonate dehydratase activity.
CAUUAGGGUAAAAUUGGGUCCUUCAUUUUAUAUUCGUCUCUCGCGCGAUUUGGUGUUCUAAAGAGGGAAGAUCCGAAGCACAAUCUGAAGCUUCCAUUAUUACCGGUGAUCAAAUCAAGCGGCUUUGAUUAUUAUCAUCGUUAGUCAACAGAUGAGCUGAAUUUUUUGUCCCAAUCUUUUUCGAUUUUGUCUCUGUUUUUAAUAUUUGUUGGAGCUUCGAGUUCUCCGUCUUUCUUGGAGAACAACAAAUGGCCAUUGUUUUGCCAACCAACUCACCCACUUCUUUAAAGGGAAAUUCCCCCUUUGUGCGAAUGUUCCAGAUCCCAUCUUCUUCUUUCAUUGGUUUUUCACUCUUUUGAGCUAACUGGUAGAUCUCUGCCAUGGAAACUGCUCUCUCUGCUUCUUCUUCUUCAGUUUCUUACUCCCUUUUUUCCUCUUCUUCUCAGCAGCCUCACAGGAGCUUCUUCAAGACCUCACAUAUCUUUGAGUUUAAGCUGAGAACGAGGAAAAUGGAGCACACCCAUUUGAAAUUGGCUACCUCUGUCAACUGCAGCCACCCUGGACUGACUCAAGAAGUUGAAAGUAACAAGAUGAACGUUGUGAUAGAAACCGAAACGCGGCAAGACUUAUUCGAGGAAAUCAAGCAUCGAUUUCUAAGCUUUAAAAGGAACACAUAUAUGAAAAAUUUCGAACAUUUUCAACGUCUUUCCGAUGCUCAAUCUCCGAAAUUUUUGGUGAUUUCUUGUGCAGAUUCUAGAGUUUGUCCCUCGAACGUUUUAGGUUUCCAACCCGGAGAAGCCUUUCUUGUUCGCAAUAUCGCGAAUUUGGUUGUACCCUUCGAGAAAGGACCAUCAGAAACACAAGCUGCUUUGCAAUUCUCUGUUAACACGCUCGAAGUUGAAAACAUUUUCGUCAUUGGUCAUAGCUGUUGUGGGGGAAUUCGCGCACUUAUGAGUAUGCAAGACGAAAAACCGAGCUGUUUUAUCACAAAUUGGGUUAUUAAUGGAAAGACUGCAAAAAUAAGAACAAAAGCUGCUGCUUCCAACCUCAACUUCGACCAGCAAUGCCGACACUGUGAAAAGGAAUCGCUCGACAAUUCGCUGCUGAACUUGCUGACAUACCCUUGGAUUGAAGAAAAGGUGAAGAAAGGAAGCCUUGCCAUUCAUGGUGGCUACUACGACUUUGUCGACGGUACGUUCGAGAAAUGGACUCUUGAUUACGAAGCGAGCUGCGUUAAAGAGGAUACUCGUCGACUGGCUGUAAAAAACCGAGAAUUUUGGUCGUAGCUUUUAAAGUAUGCUUUUCUAUCCCUUUAUAGUGUUCCUUAUGAUUCUGUUUUCACGUAUGCCUUUGAAGCCUUGUGAUGAAAAGACAUGGAAGAAUAAUUUGCUUAUAGCAAGUUUGAGUUUGAGAAUAUAUUGACUGCUGCUUUUGUGCUUGUUUACAA